GUGAGGUUGUAGGUCAGGUGUGUGGGAGGGAGAAGGGAGGGCUGUCUAUAAAUCCAUACCCCGUGGCAACCAGAAACAUCCAGAAUACACUACCAACAAGAGCACUGGCCAGCUCAGCUCCUUCUGAGGGGUUUUCCAGAAGACAUGCUGCUCCCCUCAGCUCCGCUGCUCUGCCUUGUACUCAUUACAGUUUCUUCCAACCAUGCCAUUGCAAUCAAGAAAGAAAAGCGACCUCCCCAGACACUAUCAAGAGGGUGGGGAGAUGACAUCACUUGGGUACAAACUUAUGAAGAAGGUCUCUUUCAUGCUCACAAAAGCAAUAAGCCAUUGAUGGUCAUUCAUCACCUGGAGGAGUGUCAGUAUUGCCAAGCACUAAAAAAAGAAUUCGCCCAAAAUGAAGAAAUACAAGAAAUGGCUCAGAAUGAUUUCAUCAUGUUGAAUCUCAUGCAUGAAACCACUGACAAGAAUUUGUCACCUGAUGGACAGUAUGUGCCAAGAAUCAUGUUUGUGGAUCCUUCUCUAACUGUUAGAGCAGAUAUAACGGGAAAAUACUCUAAUAGAUUAUACACAUAUGAGCCUCAGGAUCUACCAGUAUUAAUAGAAAACAUGAAGAAAGCAUUAAGACUUAUUCAAUCAGAGUUAUAAGAAAUGAUGUGGAAAUGCCAUGGAUUCUAAGAGGUCAAAUGUCAUGGAAAACCUCUGGCUCAAUGAAAAUGCUAAAUGUUCUAGUAUAU
Messenger RNA from Jaculus jaculus (lesser Egyptian jerboa), 734 nucleotides. RefSeq names its product anterior gradient 3, protein disulphide isomerase family member (gene Agr3). The record is from RefSeq and is a predicted model, not a curated record. NCBI's taxonomy places the organism in Eukaryota, Metazoa, Chordata, Mammalia, Rodentia, Dipodidae. Gene Ontology annotation, molecular function: dystroglycan binding. Gene Ontology annotation, cellular component: endoplasmic reticulum. The transcript is spliced from 8 exons. Bases 145 to 645 code for a protein of 166 amino acids.